GCCGGGAAAUGGGCGCUGGAGCCCGGCCCGCGCUUCUUCUCUUGAUGCUGUUGCGUGCCGUGGCUCCGCAAGGGCGGCGACCGCGGUCGCACUCUCUUCGCUACCUCUUCAUGGGUGCCUCAGAGCCAGACCUUGGGCUGCCCCUGUUUGAGGCAUUGGGCUAUGUGGACGACAGGCUGUUUGUGUCCUAUGAUCAUGAGAGUCGCCAUGCCAACCUCCGCCCCCUGUGGGUUUGGAAUGGGGCUUCCAGCCAGCUGAGGUUGCAGCUGAGUCAGAACCUAAAAGGGUGGGACCACAUGUUCACCGUUGAUUUAUGGACCAUCAUGGACAACCACAACCACAGUACAGUAAUGAGGCUGGGUGUGCUGUCAGAGUCCCACACCCUGCAGGUGAUUCUGGGCUGCGAGGUGCAGGAAGACAACAGCACUUGGGGGUUCUGGAAGUACGGGUAUGAUGGACAGGACCACCUUGAAUUCUGCCCUGAGACGCUGGACUGGAGAGCAGCAGAGCCCGGGGCCCAGGCCACCAAGCUGGAGUGGGAAGUAAACAAGAUUCGGGCCAAGCAGAACAGGGCCUACCUCGAGAGGGACUGCCCCGAGCAGCUGCGUCAGUUGCUGGAACUAGGGAGAGGAGUUCUGGACCAGCAAGUGCCUCCUUCUUUGGUGAAGGUGACUCAUCACGUGACCUCUGAAGUGACCACUCUGCGGUGUCAGGCUCUGAACUUCUUACCGCAGAACAUCACCAUGAGGUGGUUGAAGGACAAGCAACCGCUGGAUGCUAAGGAGGUUGAGCCUAUGGAUAUGCUGCCCAACGGGGAUGGGACCUACCAGGGCUGGAUGGCUGUGGCCGUGCCUCCUGGGGAAGAGCAGAGAUAUACCUGCCAGGUGGAGCACCCAGGCCUGGACCAGCCCCUCACUGCCACCUGGGAACCUUCGUCUCCUGGCACCUUAGUCAUUGGAAUCAUCAGUGGAAUCGCUGUUUGUGUCAUCAUCUUCUUUAUCGGAAUUUUGUUCAAAAUCUUAAAGAAGAGACAUGUUUCCAGAAGAACCAUGGGGGACUAUGUCUUAGCUGAAGUGAACUUGACCCAAAUGAAGGGAAAACAGCAGAAAACAACCUACUGAUCCUCAGCUGCCAUAUUUCCUUAUGAUAUCCCUGUGGGAAGGAUCCUGGAAUAUGACACCCUUACUCCUCUGUUGUCAUCACUAGUAUCUUUUCAGUCCUUAGGCCAGGGCUGUGACUGGUGAUGUUAGCUAAUGACUGUAUUUGGCCUCACAGUGUCCUCCCUUGGCCAGUGCCUCUGGAGUCAGAACACUGACGGCAUUUUCCUGAAUGAGCUGGAGCACUCUCUCUCAUAUUAAAGACUGUAAAACAGAUGGCACCAAGUGGCCUGGAGGAUGCCCCAGGCAUCUUCUUAGGAUUGCUGGAGUUUCAGUUCUCAUCCCCAGCUAUGCACAUUUUUUAAAAAAUUAAUCUAGCCAAGCCACUCAAGAAUUCCUAGAUUCUAGAAGAGUAAAUUGGCUGACCAUGUUCAAAGAAUCUUAAUAUAUACAUCUAGGUGUCAUGUGUUUACUAGGCAGCUAUAUAUAUUAGGCUGCAUAACAGUGGUACAAAACAUUCUGUCUUGGAGGCCAGGUACCUCAGGAGACCAAAUACAUCUCAGAAGGUUGUUUCGUAGUGUUAUGGAUUGAAUUGUGUCCCCCACCCCAAAAGAUAUGUUGAGGUCCUAACCCCUAUACCUGUGAAUGUGAGCCUGUUUGGAAAUAGUCUUUGAAGAUGUUGUCAGUUAACAUGAGGUCAUACUGAAGUAAGAUGGGUCCUAAUCCUAUGUGACUGGUGUCCUUAUAAAAGAGGAAAAGAUACGUAGAGACAAGGUGGCAGAGAAAAGACACCAGCUGCAAGCCAAGGAAUGCCUGGAACUACCAGAAGCUAGGAGAGAGGCAUGGAACAGAUUUUCUCUCAAAGGCUCAGAAGGAAUCAAUAUGGCUGACACCCUGGUCUUGGACUCCUAGCCUCCAGAACUGUGAGACAAAAACGUCUGUUCUUACAGGCCACCCAAUUUGUGAUAUUUUGUUAUAGUAGCCCUAGGAAACCAAUACAGAAAGACAUUAAAUUUGAGCAAAAAGAUCUCAACUAUUUUUUUAAACUUUUCCUUUUUUUCUGACUGUGCAGAUUAUGUGAAAAAAGUAAUUUGUGUGCAUUGUAGAAAAUUUGAAAAAUUAAUAAAAGAAAGUACAUCUAUUAUACUGACAAAUUCUAUUAACAUUUUAUAUUUCCUAUAACCUCAGUCCUUGCACUUUUUCUCUAUGAUGUUUGGCAUCCCUUCCUAGCUAAAUUUCCUUCUCUUAUAAGAUAUGUGCUUGUGGUGGGGAGCAAGUAGUGAGGGACAGGAACCUAAAAAUUCUCAGUUUGGGGCCUGAAGAGUAUAACUGCUUCAUUAUUUCAGAUGUGUCACAGACCAUAUGCCAUCUACAACUUACCUGCCCUCUUUCAAGUCUUUUGAUGUAUUAAAACAUAGAAAAUUAACAAAUACAUAUAUAUUAAUAAAUGUACACUUGUGUACUGCAUGACCUUACUGAUGUUGUACUUGUCCAUCUUACAUAUAUAUUUACUCAUUACCUCAGUUUUAGGACAUGCAUACUGCUAUUAUUUUACAUUUUGUUUUGUGGAAUAUUUUUAUUAAAUUGUAGUAACUGAAUUAAUUGUUUUUCUUUGCUCUAGAAACAUUAUUAUCUAAGUUGUAACACACUAGUCAUUUUUACCCCCAAACUAAGCUGGAAACACACUGACCAAUUCUUUAUCUCUAAAUAUUAUCCUAUCUAUACUCAAAGCAGACUACCAAAAAUCUUACCUUAUUCUCCUACCUGGUGAAAGAAAAGCAACAAAUUAGGCAGUGGUUUGUUGUUUGUUGGUUUUAUUUCACAAAGACAAGUUUCAGAAAACACCCUAGUCUUCAUUAAAAAAAAAAAAAAAAAA
Trichechus manatus latirostris (Florida manatee) is the source of this 2973-nucleotide messenger RNA. It is a transcript of the gene HFE, whose product is annotated as homeostatic iron regulator. The transcript is spliced from 7 exons. Lineage: Eukaryota; Metazoa; Chordata; Mammalia; Sirenia; Trichechidae. Gene Ontology annotation, cellular component: external side of plasma membrane. Gene Ontology annotation, biological process: antigen processing and presentation of endogenous peptide antigen via MHC class I via ER pathway, TAP-independent; antigen processing and presentation of endogenous peptide antigen via MHC class Ib; regulation of iron ion transport. Gene Ontology annotation, molecular function: peptide antigen binding; transferrin receptor binding. The coding region runs from base 9 to 1121 and encodes 370 amino acids. The record is from RefSeq and is a predicted model, not a curated record.